Molecule: messenger RNA, 1746 nt
Organism: Pochonia chlamydosporia 170
Lineage: Eukaryota; Fungi; Ascomycota; Sordariomycetes; Hypocreales; Clavicipitaceae
Product: cytochrome P450
Exons: 2
Coding region: 1-1746 (581 amino acids)
Molecular function (GO): oxidoreductase activity, acting on paired donors, with incorporation or reduction of molecular oxygen; heme binding; iron ion binding
Source: RefSeq, a predicted model, not a curated record
AUGGAGCCUCAUCACAACAUGACCAUCACCAGUGGUAACACCCACCUCGUUCUCAACCUCGUGCAAGAAAAUCCAGCCAUUGCUGGUGUAGCAACCAUUUGCAUAUCAAUACUUACCAUAGCCAUUCUAUUCGGCGCCUCCUCUUCGACUCACAAACAUGGCAACACGUCACCCCCAUCAUCGCCAGCCUACUGGUUUCCUUUCUUCGCUCACUGCUUCCAAUUCGUCUUCAACAAGAAAGCAUUCCUCGAACAGCUCAGGAAGAGCUAUCCCGAAGGCAUCUUUUCUCUCACACUGCUAGGGAAGAAGCACCACUUCGUUCACGAACCAUCCAUGCUGGCCAACGUUUGGAGCAGACCCAGGACCUCUGUUGAGGUGAACUGGCUUACCAUUCGUGUUCUUAGUAGAAGCUUUGGUCUUCAUAAGAAACACAAAGCUACGUAUGGCAAUCUUUCUCACGAGACACCUGAUCUAUACAAGCAUAUGCUAUCUGAGCCUGGUUUAAGCCAGUUUGUAGACUGCAUCGUGGAUCAGGUCAAGAUGCACAUUGCCGACUUUGUCACCUUUAACUCCUCGCCCGCUGAUCAAACUGACUGGGAGAGGUCAGCAAAAGCUGAUGUGGUUCAAAAUAGUAAAGGGGAGGCGUUUGUCGAGGCCGAUUUGAUGACGUUGGUUCGCAAUUUUGUUGCCAAAACUGCAAACGGUGGACUUUUCGGUACCGACUUUGUCGAGAACUUUCCAGAAUUCUGGGAAAUGAUGUGGAUGUUGGACGAUUGCCUCGUUCCGAUUGCUCUGGGCGUGCCAGGUUGGAUCCCAUGGCCGAAAAUGCAGCGCGCAAAGUUCGCCAGACGGCGAAUGAUUGCCCAGGCUCUCGAGUUUGAAGAAGCCAUGGAAAAGUACUUGGAUGGAGAGGACCCUGGAAUCAAAUGGCAGGACCUGGAAAAUGUCAGCACGCUUGUGAAGUCUCGCAUCCGCGUGUUUCGCGAACACGGUCUGCCAGCUGAUGCACGAGCCAGUUGCGAUAUUGCGUUGGCUUGGACCAUGAACGCCAAUGCAAACAUACUAGUUUCAUGGAUGCUUUUCGAGUUGUGCAGAGACCCAGUACUUCUGGAAACGGUCCGCGAAGAAAUCGCUCCCUAUGUCAAAGUGGUUCAGCCGCAAAAUGAAUUUGGUGACGCAGUCUGGGUUGCACCCGAGCUUGAGACGCUCGAUAUGGACGGUCUCAUCAACCAGUGUCCGACCCUCAAGGCUGCUUAUUUCGAAACUAUGCGCCGUUAUACUGGUAUUCACCAGGUCAGGUACUUGGUCGACGAUAUCGUCUUGGAAUCCAAGGGCGAGGCCAAGGAGUCGUAUCUUCUCCAAAAAGGCGGCAUGACUCACAUGGCACAUGAGUUGCAUCAGUUUGAUCCUGCAUACUUUCCUAAUCCUGAGGAAUGGCACCACGAUAGAUUUAUGAAAGAGACUACGGAUGAGGAAGGCCGAAAAAAGUACGUUGUGGAUUCGGGAACACUGAGGCCGUAUGGCGCUGGUCCGGGCAUGUGUAAAGGGCGUGCCGUCGCGCUUCGUGAAAUGCUCUAUUUCACGGGCAUGAUUCUUUCGUUUUAUGAUUUGGUACCCCCUGAGGGGACGAGCUGGGAGGAACCUAAGCUCUCGAAACGAGCCGUUACGAAACAACCGGCGAAACCUAUCAAGGUUUGGAUAAGGAGGAGAACCAUACAUACACAGAGUGCUGGGGAGAAGUCGUAG